Messenger RNA from Amoebophrya sp. A25, 951 nucleotides. Lineage: Eukaryota; Dinophyceae; Syndiniales; Amoebophryaceae. The record is from the annotation of a GenBank genome assembly.
AACAGAACACUUUACUAGUGCGCGUUGUAGGUCCCGCCGAACAGAGUCAGAGAGAUCUGGAGGAUAUUUUCGGAGAGCAGACUCCUGGCACAGUAGUGGCUCCGAGCCCUUCCUCGAAAGGAGCUUCGUCACCUACCUCAGCAAAGAGAGGUGUUCUGAUAGAAGAAGGAAGUGCACAGCUUGCAACUGGUAGCAGCGCCUCUUCUCGUUUAAUCGCACGCGGUGAAAAAACAGUGUCUAUCGGAGGUCCACAACAACUACAAGGACCUUCUGAAGAUUCCCAGCAGGUUGAGGAUCUCUCUUUCCCGUCUCUCCUAGCCGACUUGAGAGCCUUCUGGAACACUAGGAACACCAUUGCAUUUGGAGGAGAAGAUAGACCAAGGAAGGCACCUAGUGCUAAAGUAGUAGACGAUGACGAUUCUGAUGAAGAUGAGGAGGAAGAAGUAGAAGAACAAGAGGAGGAAGAAGAACUUGUGGUGGCUGUGGAUGGCAGACAGGAGGUGGUGGAUUUGGAAUCUGGUAGUAGAUCUUCUGGGCAACUAGCUUGUGUCCCACAUCCUGAAGACAGGAAUCCUGCUUUCCGAAAGGCUAAACGACGACUAGUAGAGCGUGAAGUUAAGGCUCAAUUUACAAUUCAGUUCUACAAGGAGUUUUGUCCUAUUUGUUUCCUUCUUAGGAUUGGGAGGAAUGUUGUUGUUGACGAGGGCAAGAAAUGUAUUGCUUUGAGCUCUAAUGAAGGUUCCGGUAGCGCGGACCAACAACCUGUUAUCGUGAGAGGUCAUUCUAGUUCUAGAGAACACGCAUCUUCUUCAACAUCAGAUAAAACACGAUCUUCAACAAUUGCUACUUCCACUUCUUGCGGUAUUCCACCUGGCGAGAUGGGCACGAGGGCCGCGAUAGUUUGUUUGCUGAAGCUGUUCUUCUGUAGUGGGAUCCUUUUUUUGCCCAAAG